Messenger RNA from Paraphaeosphaeria sporulosa, 1862 nucleotides. RefSeq lists its product as uncharacterized. The transcript is spliced from 3 exons. The record is from RefSeq and is a predicted model, not a curated record. Bases 326 to 1669 code for a protein of 447 amino acids. NCBI's taxonomy places the organism in Eukaryota, Fungi, Ascomycota, Dothideomycetes, Pleosporales, Didymosphaeriaceae. Gene Ontology annotation, molecular function: molybdenum ion binding; pyridoxal phosphate binding; catalytic activity.
GCUCAAGUGCCAACAACGUACUGGCCUGUUUCUGUCAUUUCUGGACACAUGAACACUGGAAGAGCUAGAUCUGCCAUCGACCUGAGCAUACACUUGGUUCGACUCCGCUUCCGCUCUAAGACCCCGAGUCACCGAGUGGCCGUUACCGGCUGUAGGAUUUCCACUCGACAUGCUGCAAUGGUCUCACGCCCUUCUACGAUAACAAGUUAGCCACCGAUUCCGCGAAGACCUAUGUCCAGACUUGCAGUCGAAGUCAGCAGCGUACACAACUCAGUCGUGCAUAAGAAGUUUCCAUGAGCACGCAAGAACUUUCACAUCCGCACCAAUGGCCAGCCCGAACGCCCUCGAUUUCCUACUGAGCUCAAUAGAGAAGACAUGGCACGACGUUGGCGUCCGAGCAACCCCCCUUGCCCUUUUGACCACCUCGCUCGCUCUUCUCCUCCCUAUCAUAUCUCUCUAUCUCCUUGCUCUUUCCCAGCGCGAACAGCCUACCCCACCUCCUGCUGGCUGCCGUAAACUCAACAAAAGCGGCACCUCCAAUCUAUCCGACCAAUUCGCCAAAAAAUACGACCAUGGCGGCGAGCCUUCCGCAUCGAACGCCUGGAAAGUCAAAGCGUUGAUGGUCUACCCAUUGAAGAGCUGUGGAGGCGUGGAGCUCGAAAAAGCCGAAGUCGGACACACGGGCUUGAAGUAUGAUCGUCAGUUCACGUUUGCACAGCAAGUGACAUCGCUCCCUACUUUGGAAGGCAAAGUCAAAAGUGAAUGGACGUUCAUCACGCUGAGACAAUUCCCACGUCUCGCAAAGGUAGAGGUCGAGAUGUGGGUUCCAGAUCCCAAGGCACCCGGAUACCACAAGGACGGCGAAUGGGUGAAGAGCGACGGCUGCAUCGUGGCACGGUUUCCAUUCAGCCCUGAUACGGAAUUCAGCGUCGCUGGUAUUAAGAACUAUGGCAAGAUUCUGGCUGCCAAGUUAGGAGGCAGAUCGGAGCCCAUGGUAGAGUUCCGGAUACCUUUCGAUCCGAAGAAGGACAUAAUCGCAGCCAGGGGAUACCGGAAAGAGCCGGUGAAGAUCUUCGAUGAUGUACCUGUAGCGUUGAAUGUGGGCUGCGACCUAUCUGACGAGAUCGUGGACCAACUGAAGUAUACCCUCGGUGUGUCGAAUCCAUUGACCAUCUUCCGAAUCGAUCCGGAUAGUCCCAGGCUAGUCUUACAAAACGCGCCGAAGAAGGAAGACGUGGGUUUCCAGACAGCAAUUGGGAUGCAAGAUGCUCAUCCUGUCCAAAUCCAAAACCUCGCUUCCAUCCACGACGUCUCCUCGAGAGUGCCUUCUCGCUUCCGCCCCCUCAACGCUCUACGCUACCGCCCUAACAUCAUCUUCACUGGCCCACCUGCGUUCGAAGAAGACGAGUGGAAGAAAGCUCGCUUCGGCUCUCUCACACUGGACAUCUCCUGCCGCACCACUCGUUGCAAGCUUCCAAACGUCGACCCAUUGACCGGAAUUGCAGACCGAAACGAGCCAGGUACUACCAUGCGCAAGUACAGGGUUGUUGACAAGGGAAGCAAGGCGGCGUGCUUAGGCAUGCAGGUCACACCGCUGGACGAAGGUAUCCUUAUCGUGGGUGAUGAAAUCAAAGUACUGGCGACGGGUGAGCACUACUUUAUUGAGUAGUGUGUAAGAUCAGGAUCUCCGUUGUGGAUAACAUAUGAAAAUGGGUGUCUCGAUCCCCGGUCACGCAUGUAGUGAGACAGUCAUAGGAUAUCUUAUCUUUCCUCUAAAACUGCUCAGAGCUAUGGCGUAUAUCAAGAAAUCUGCUCGAAAGAAAUCCGCAGAUACCGCCAUAUACAACAAUGAUUCAAACCAC